AUCAGGAAGACAUAAAGAGAACACCAAGAAGCAGUUCAUUGCAAUUUCUUAACAGGAUGCCUUACAAUAUUUGCAUGGUCUCUGACUUCUUUUACCCAAACGCAGGAGGAGUCGAAUCCCAUUUGUAUCAUCUUUCGCAGCGCCUGAUCCAACGUGGGCACAAGGUCAUUAUCAUUACACAUGCGUAUGGUGGUAGGACUGGAGUACGAUGUCUCACCAAUGGUCUUAAAGUAUAUCAUGUCCCGAUGAUUGUUGUAUUCCAAGCUGCAUCGCCCCCAACGCUUUAUGGGUUCUUUCCCAUUUUCCGUUCCAUUGUCCUUCGAGAGAGGAUAUCAAUUGUUCACGGUCAUCAAGCGUUUUCAUCCAUGUGUCAUGAAGCUAUUAUUCAUGCGCGGACCAUGGGCCUCAAAACAUGCUUUACAGACCAUUCCCUUUUUGGGUUUUCUGAUCCAAGCAGUAUAGUCAUGAAUAAGUUCCUCAAAUUCACACUCUCAGACAUUGAUCACGUUGUCUGCGUUUCCCAUACAAGUAAAGAGAACACAGUUCUUCGAGCUGCGCUCACACCUCAGAAUGUAUCUGUGAUACCUAAUGCAGUGAUUGCAUCGAGAUUUAAACCCGAUCCGAGUAUGCAAGAUCCUAACGUCACUACAAUCGUCGUUAUCUCGCGACAAACAUAUCGCAAAGGCAUGGAUCUCCUUGUUGCUGUCGUUCCAAGAAUAUGCCGCAAAUACUCCAAAGUCAGGUUUGUCAUUGGAGGAGAUGGACCUAAACGCAUAGACCUAGAGCAAAUGCGUGAAAAGCAUCUACUGCAUGAUCGUGUCGAGUUUUUGGGAUCUAUCAAAGCGCAUGAAGUCCGUAAUACAUUAGUACGCGGACAAAUUUUUUUAAACACCAGUUUAACCGAAGCAUUUUGUAUUGGGAUCGUUGAGGCUGCUUGUGCUGGAUUACUUGUCGUUAGCACCAAGGUGGGCGGUGUGCCUGAGGUUCUUCCCAGGCACAUGAUUUUAUUUGCAAAACCUGAAGAAGAUGAUCUUGUAGAAGCCCUCGAUCGAGCCAUAGAAAUGAUUCAACGAAAGGAAGUUCAGCCAGCAAAGUUUAACGAUGAACUCAAGGAGAUGUAUAGCUGGGUAAAUGUGGCUGAACGUACUGAGAAGGUUUAUGACGCCAUCUCUCAGACAAGGGAUCCGCCACUUAUUGAAAGACUUCGCAGUUAUUAUGGUUGCGGUGUUUUCGUAGGCAAAUUAUUUUGCAUUAUGAUCGCCCUUGACUAUUUAUUCUGGGUCUAUUUGGAAUGGAUCCUUCCGAGGGAUGAGAUAGAACCGGCUCCUAAAUUUCCGUACAAGAAGUUUAAGAAGAUGUGUCAGCGGGCCGAUAAAGAGGACGAAUUGGGACCAGCAAAUGUGAAUUCAAUAUAAACGUCGCAAUAAACAUAAACACCACUUCUUUCUCA
Lobosporangium transversale is the source of this 1450-nucleotide messenger RNA. RefSeq names its product phosphatidylinositol N-acetylglucosaminyltransferase GPI3 subunit. Gene Ontology annotation, biological process: GPI anchor biosynthetic process. Gene Ontology annotation, molecular function: phosphatidylinositol N-acetylglucosaminyltransferase activity. Gene Ontology annotation, cellular component: glycosylphosphatidylinositol-N-acetylglucosaminyltransferase (GPI-GnT) complex. The record is from RefSeq and is a predicted model, not a curated record. The transcript has 8 exons. Bases 57 to 1415 code for a protein of 452 amino acids. Lineage: Eukaryota; Fungi; Mortierellomycota; Mortierellomycetes; Mortierellales; Mortierellaceae.